AUGGAUAGCAUGGUAAAUAGCACAGCCAGGGGAGACUUCAGUGAGAAGAGAGCAUCUGAAGGAGACCUGAAGGAGGUGAUGAACAACGUGGAGUCCCCCCCGAUGUGUGACGGUUCGGAGCCGCAGCAGGGCAGCGGCGGCAGCAGCUCCAGGAGCAGCCUGGGUAGAUCCAUCACGGCGUGUAAGAAGGUUCUCUGUAGCAACAGUCUGCUGGAGUCCACAGAUUACUGGUUGCAGAAUCAGAGGAUGCCCUGCCAAAUUGGUUUUGUGGAAGACAAGUCCGAAAACUGUGCUUCCGUGUGCUUUGUGAAUCUGGAUGUAAACAAGGAAGAGAGCAGUACAGAUCACCUGCAACAGAAAUUGGUCAACAUUUCACCAGAUCUUCCAAAACUUAUCAGCUCCAUGAACAUCCAACAGCCAAAAGAAGAUGAGAUUGUCCUACUAAGUGGGUUAACAUCUGGAAAUCUCCAGGCAGAUUUUGAAGUUUCACAGUGUCCUUGGCUGCCAGAUAUUUGCUUGGUCCAGUGUGCAAGAGGGAACAGACCAAAUAGUACCAACAGCAUCAUCUUUGAAAUCAACAAAUUUUUGAUCGGCCUGGAACUGGUGCAGGAGCGGCAGCUCCACGUGGAAACAAGCACCUUGAAACUGGAGGAUGACACUAACUGUUCCUUGUCCUCAAUUGAGGAAGACUUUCUCACCGCAUCGGAGCACUUAGAGGAGGAAAGUGAAGUGGAAGAAUAUCGGAACGGUUUUGAAAAUAUAAAUGUCUCAGCCAGUGUUUUGGAAAGUAAAAAGCCAAAGGAAGCCACCCAGGAGGAAUGGAAUUACAACAAGGAAAAAUUGCUUUAUGCUUUGGAAGACAAAUAUACUAACAAAUAUCAUACACCGUUGGUUAAAACAGAAGGAUAUCUAGAAAAAGUAGCAGAAGAAACAGACUUGAGGAGCCAGGAUCCCUCAGCCAAGACAUCACGGUGGAAAGGUGAAGCUGUAGGGAGUUUGAGACCAGCCACCAAUUCCUAUUGUUCAGAGAAUGUUAAAGGUCAAGUAGAAAAAUCGCAGGCAUGCUAUACUCCAGGAGAUGCUUAUUCCACCAGGUUGGUUAAGAAAGAUGUGCCUUCUGCAUGUGUCACCAUCACUGAGCAUGGCAGCAACUUAGAGCCAGGAACCCCUGGAGGCAGAAGAAAAUCUCUUCCUCCCAUCCAAGAUGGAGAAGCCACAACCAGCGAGUACGCUACGAAUUUAGCAGAAUCUGUGCUGCACGAGGCAUUUAGUAGGUUAUCUCAUUCUCAGCCUGCACUACCCCAGGAAUCUGCAGUCAGUAUUUCUGUAGGAAGUGCCAUGCUUCCCAGUGGCUGUUCCACAACAGACACAGUCCCUCAGUCAUGGAAUGAGCUCCCCCAAAUCAUCAUAGUGCAGAGUCCAGAUGGCAGUGAUGCUGCCACUGAGCCAGAAAUCUGCUCGUGGCCCGAGUCAGGAGUCUCCACUGAAACCCCAAGCGUCCACCCUGGAGCGAACUCAAGCAGACACCCCCAGAGUGCCCUAGAAGUAGUGUUAGCUUGUGCAGCCACUGUAAUUGGAACCAUUUCCAGCCCGCAGGCCACAGAAAGACUCAAAAAGGAACAGGAAUCCCUGUUAUCAGGCAGUCCACUGGGAGGCAACGAAGCACUGCGAACUCAAGCCUCCCAAGAACUGAAAGAACCUUCUCUCGGUGAAUAUUCCUUUCCCUCUGCUUUGUGUGGCAUGACUCAGGUAGCAAGUGCUGUUGCUGUCUGUGGCCUGGGUGAAACACAAGAGGUGAAGUGCCCUGUGGCAACAGGUGGCCUCUUGUCUACAGCUCAGGCUUCUGCAGCCAUUCCCCCACUUGGUAGUUUAACGAUGGAGCAAAGCAUGGAGAUGGGGAACGAGGCCAUUGCGGAGGCUCUGCUCAAGGAGGCCAUGCUGGUUUUAAUGAGGCCAAACACCUACAGCAGCGUCAAAGACCUCAUGGAAUCAAUGAACGGGAGAAUCAUAGAAACCGCUUCAAGGCCUCAGACCCUAUGCUCAGAAAAUGUCCUCAGGAAUGAACUGGCACAGAAUCUGUCCAAUGUUAUCCUGAAGCAUUCCUUUGAUGAAGUUCACCAGAAAAAUAAAAUAACUGAACCCAACGAUGUUAAGCAUCCAUCUGAUACUCUGGACACCUUAAUGGAAAGUACAAAUCAACUGCUCUUCAAUGUGAUCUACUACACGUUCAAGAAGAUGAGCCGUCUUGUGCAGCUCGGUGAAGGUGCUACUGGCCUUUCUAAGGAGACCAUCAGAUGGAGGGAAACAGAAAUAGGCUACCAGCUAACCGAUCAGGCUGCUAGUCAAGCGUGGCCAAAAACCACUGAAUAUACCAGCAGCCAUUCAACUAGCAAUCCACUCAACACUAGUCUUGCCAUUAAAGAAGUUGUAGAUGACAUGUAUCCAAAACCAGAUAACAAGGGCAGAACGAGGCCAGGCCUCUUCAAGAAUCCCACCCUGCAACCUGAAUUGUCAUAUAGUCACAGUAUGCACGAUUCCUCAACAGCUAAAACACCCCCCAAGGAAAUACACCUGAAAGGAACCAUGGGCGAUAUUACAAAAAUCCAUCAACCAAUGGCCAGUGUCAAUGAGAAUGAAUGCAGAGGCUCUCCAGAGGGAGAAAGAGCACUUAUGGCCAAUAAACACAGAAAGGGAUCCCAGGAUGCUGAGGACAGUAUGAACCCAAACACCCAAGAAAAAUGCAGUAGUGACAUGCCUCUCAACAAGGAAGUUCAAGUCAACCUGUCUUUGUUAGGGAAUGACUUGCUGCUUCCCACUCAGCCCAUGCUACAAGCAAAACAUGCAGACAUAUGCUGCAUUACAGACUUUGCGGAAGAAUUAGCAGAGACGGUUGUCUCCAUGGCAACUGAAAUCGCAGCGAUUUGCCUUGACAACUCCAAUGGAAAACAACCCUGGUUUUGUGCGUGGAAAAGAGGGAACGAGUUUCUGGUUACACCAAACUUAUCCUGCCGAACCUUGAAGAGGAAGAAGGAGAGCCAGACCAGCGGGACCACAGUCAGAAAACACAAGCCACCACGGCUCAGCGAGAUCAAGAGGAAAACGGAUGAGCACCCUGAGCUGAAAGAGAAAUUGAUGAACAGGGUUGUGGAUGAAUCUAUGAACCUCGAGGAUGUCCCAGAUUCUGUCAAUAUCUUUGCAAAUGAGGUGGCAGCCAAGAUCAUGAACUUAACGGAGUUCUCCAUGGUGGACGGCGUCUGGCAAGCCCAGAGCUAUCCUCGGAAUCGGUUACUUGGCGACCGGUGGAACAGGCUGAAGGCCUCCAGUUGUGAAAGCAUUCCAGAGGAGGACGCUGACAGCAGGGCCUAUGUAAAUAGCCUGGGUUUAAUGAGUACCUUAAGUCAGCCGGUGAGCAGGGCCAGCUCUGUCUCCAAACAGUCCAGCUGUGAAAGCAUCACCGACGAGUUCUCCAGGUUCAUGGUGAACCAGAUGGAAAAUGAAGGGAGAGGCUUUGAGCUACUGCUGGACUACUAUGCCGGCAAGAACGCCAGCAGCAUUCUGACCUCAGCUAUGCAACAGGCGUGCUGGAAAAAUGACCAUCUGAGUGUGAGGCCAAGCUGCCCCUCCAAGCAGUCCAGCACAGAGAGUAUAACCGAGGAGUUCUAUAGGUACAUGCUGAAGGACAUUGAAAGGGAAAGCAAAGACAACCCAUCAUCCAGAAGCAGCAGCCAGGAUUGGACUGCUAGCCUACUGCCUCCCCCUCUGAGAUCCCCAUUUUGUUAUAGACAGUCGUCCAUACCAGAUAGCCGAUUGCCAUGCACCAGGUUAACAGUGAAUGCACCUGUCAAAGCCAACUCCUUAGAUAGCUUUGCACAAAACAGCCAGCAAGAUUUCCUGAGUGUGCAGCCGGUUAGCAGUGCUUCUUCCUCAGGUCUCUGUAAAUCUGACUCUUGCUUAUAUCGAAGAGGUGGGACUGACCAGAUCACAAACAUGUUAAUUCACGAAACAUGGGCAAACUCCAUUGAGGCCCUCAUGCGAAAGAACAAAAUCAUAGUGGACGAUGGUGAGGCAGUUGAUGCUGAGCCUGUUUCCGUUGGCUCUCCCAUGCAAGGGGAGAAGUGUGCAAAUGGAUUAGCUUCCAGCAGAGUGCAAAGUGGGCCAACUCUGCUUGUUCAGGAGUCUGUUGACUGCCCGAGGAAAGACUCGCUUACUGAAAGCAAACAUUCCUCAGAGUCAUCUCAAAGCAAAGCUGCUUCUCUUACGAACCACAAGAGCAUAGAUUCUAAAAAAGAAACUUCCAUAUGCCAUGAUGCUAUCCCUCCAAACCACACCAGGCGAUCACCAUGCUCAAGGGAAGUGCCUUUAAUUCAGAUUGAAACAGAUCAAAGAGAAGAAGGUGUUGGAGAACUUGAAGACUUCCUUUUCAAAAGCAGCCCCCAUGAGGAAGCAGAAGAACAUUCCAAUGAAGAAAAUACCCCAGACGUGGCAAGGGGCAGAGACAUGGAGGGGAGCACCUGCCCAAACCAUAGUGACAGCCUUGAUGCCAGAGACGUACCAGAGGCUGAAAUGUCAACAGAAGCCAGAGACCCCAGUGAGUUCCCCAGCCCUCCCAGCAGCAGUGAGGAGAGCACAGGCAGCUGGUCUAAGCUUGCUAAUGAGGAGGACAACCCGGACGACACCAGUAGCUUUCUGCAACUCAGUGAGCGAUCCAUGAGCAAUGGUAACAGUAGUGCCACUAGCAGUCUUGGCAUUAUGGACCUGGAGAUUUAUCAGGAAACCAUGCCAUCUUCUCCCAUGAUUAAUGAAUUAGUAGAAGAAAAGGAGAUUCUUAAAGGACAGUCAGAACACAUAGAGGCACGUACCUCUGGACUGCCGUUGGGAACAGCCAGCCACCAGCGGAGCAUGCUGGUGAUCAACUUUGACCUGGAGCCAGAGUGUCCGGAUGCUGAGCUCCGAGCCACUCUGCAAUGGAUAGCUGCCUCCGAACUUGGCAUUCCCACCAUCUACUUUAAGAAGUCUCAAGAAAACAGAAUUGAAAAGUUUCUAGAUGUGGUGCGGCUGGUUCAUCAGAAGUCCUGGAAAGUGGGAGAUAUCUUUCACGCAGUUGUCCAGUACUGCAAAAUGCAUGAGGAGAGGAAGGAUGGGGUCCCGAGUCUCUUUGACUGGCUCUUGGAACUGGGAUAAGGCAGCUUGCCCUGUAGAGCAUCCCUUUCCUUUACUCCAGCUUAGAUUCCCAUGGUUUUCACAAUGCUCUAAACUUUCUCAAAACAUUGCAUCC
Messenger RNA from Trichechus manatus latirostris (Florida manatee), 5275 nucleotides. It is a transcript of the gene SPHKAP, whose product is annotated as SPHK1 interactor, AKAP domain containing. Gene Ontology annotation, molecular function: protein kinase A binding. The record is from RefSeq and is a predicted model, not a curated record. NCBI's taxonomy places the organism in Eukaryota, Metazoa, Chordata, Mammalia, Sirenia, Trichechidae. Gene Ontology annotation, biological process: intracellular protein localization. Gene Ontology annotation, cellular component: cytoplasm. The transcript is spliced from 12 exons. Bases 1 to 5181 code for a protein of 1726 amino acids.